Molecule: messenger RNA, 1245 nt
Organism: Penicillium angulare
Lineage: Eukaryota; Fungi; Ascomycota; Eurotiomycetes; Eurotiales; Aspergillaceae
Product: endo-1,4-beta-xylanase
Exons: 3
Coding region: 1-1245 (414 amino acids)
Biological process (GO): carbohydrate metabolic process
Molecular function (GO): hydrolase activity, hydrolyzing O-glycosyl compounds
Source: RefSeq, a predicted model, not a curated record
AUGAAAGAGCAACUACGGAUUCAAGGAGACUACAAAGCCCGGCGCCGAGCUCCAAACGGCACCAGCGAAAAUGAAGGACCAUAUUACAACGGCAACAGCAUGAAGAUACGCUCUUCAUCCUUCUUCAAUCUUGCCAAUAUCAGCGUUUCGCCCUCUAUGUCUUCAAUCAAACACACCCUCCUAGCUGCUCUCAUAGCAGCAUUGGGUUCAAAUCCAGCUCAAGCCCAGAAUACAUCAGCGCCUUAUCUUAACACCCUUGCCCAAUCAGCUGGCAAAUUAUGGUUCGGUACAGCGAUGGAUACUACUACCGGGGAAGUCAGCGACAGCGCCUACAUGACUGUUUUUAACGAGACGCAGAUAUUCGGCCAGACGACGCCAGGUAAUACAAUGAAAUGGGAGUUCACGGAGCCUAGUCAGGGUGUCUUCACCUUCGCUGAGGGCGAGGAGACGAUCGCACUGGCGAAAGCAACGGGGAAGAAGGUAAGAUGCCAUAAUCUUGUUUGGUCAUCUGAGUUACCGUCGUGGGUUACUGGUGGGACUUGGACGAAUGAGACACUUCUCGCUGCUAUGGAGACACAUAUUAAGACUGAGGUUGAGUAUUAUGGGGAUGGGUGUUGGUCGUGGGAUGUUGUGAACGAGGCACUUGAUAGCGAUGGAGGCUUCACUUCCAACGUCUUCUAUGAAACGAUCGGAGCCGCGUAUGUCCCGUUAGCAUUCCGAUAUGCUUAUGAGGCAGUACAGUCUCUUGGAGUAGAUAUCAAGCUGUUCUACAAUGACUACGGAAUCGAGUACUCGGGAACAAAGCAUACCGCGGCAUUGGCACUUAUUCAAACUAUUCAGGGGUGGAAUAACGCGUAUAUUGACGGCGUUGGCUUUGAGUCACACUACAGUACAUCGUGGGGAGCUAGCAAGGCAAGCCAGCUAGAGGGCAUGUCAGACUUCGCAGAGCUCGGUGUACAGAUCCAAGUUACUGAGUUGGAUGUGGGAUGCUCUGCUGUCCCUUGUUCUACGAGUGACUUGGCUACGCAGGCUCAGAUAUACUAUGAUACGGUUUCGGCGUGUAUGGAUACUGAGGAAUGUACUGGGAUGACGGUUUGGGAUUUCGAUGAUGAAUAUAGUUGGAUUCAACCUGCUGAUUAUGAUGGGGAGGGUGAUCCGUGUUUGUACUAUUCAGAUUUAUCGAGGCAUCCAGCUUAUACGGCUGUUGCGGAGGCUAUCCAGGGUAUUGAUUGUAGUGUUUGUUAA